Molecule: messenger RNA, 5011 nt
Organism: Salmo salar (Atlantic salmon)
Lineage: Eukaryota; Metazoa; Chordata; Actinopteri; Salmoniformes; Salmonidae
Source: RefSeq, a predicted model, not a curated record
CCAGCAAAUCCGAAUGAGCGUCCAGUGAUCGUUCUACUGUAGGGGUCAUGUACUACUAAAAUUAGAUGUAAUUGAGCAUGCUUUUGAGUCUGAUAGAAAAGUCGAUAUGCAUUUGAAAUCACUUAGAAAAGUAUCGUUGGAAAAAAAUAAAAACGGCUUUUUAGUCAAGAUUCUAGAAAGUUGCAGGCUUCUUAUCUUGAACCCAACUCCUAUGGAAUCCGCUACGCAAACUACGUAGCUACUGUCAAAGUUUCCCGCGAAACUACUGCACAUGUAAAUCUGUAUCAAAACAUUUCUGCACUGGUGGUAUCCUUGCACUGGGUAACCCAGCAGUCUCUUAGCACCUUACCAAUGUGAGCAGAGGAGCGGUCGUCUCGUGGUAGUUCAGCAGCCUGUUCCUGAUAUUGUCGCAGGCAUCUAAAAGUCAAGACGGGCCAUGAGUGAGGUCCAGGAUAGGGAUUGUGAUCCCCAGAACUCCCAUGUUGACAGGAGAUGGGACAGUCAGUUGUCAGUCCUCCCAGACAAGCUACAACAGAGACUGAUGCCAUUCCAAAAGGAGGGGGUCAAAUUCGCCCUAUCAAAGAAUGGAAGGUGUAUGAUCGCAGAUGAGAUGGGUCUAGGGAAGACAGUGCAGGCUAUCUCUGUGGCCUACGCCUACAGACAGGAGUGGCCUCUGCUCAUCGUGGUGCCCUCCUCUCUAAAGUACCCCUGGAUCGAGGAGUUGGAGAGGUGGAUCCCUGAGCUCAACCCUGGAGAUAUUAACCUGGUGGAGACCAAGAGUGACACGCUGGGGAUCAGUAGCAGUAAGGUAACAGUGUUGGGUUACGGGCUGCUCACCACAGAAGUAUGCCCCCUGGUGGAGGCUCUGACCAGACAGAGGUUUAAUGUGGUGGUGGUGGAUGAAUCCCACUACCUCAAGUCCAGGAACGCAGCCAGGUCUAAGAUACUGGUACCACUCAUCCAGAACGCCAAGCGGGCCAUCCUACUGACGGGCACCCCGGCCCUGGGACGGCCAGAGGAGCUCUUUAUGCAGAUAGAGGCUCUCUAUCCUAAGAUGUUUGGAACGUGGAGUGACUACGCCAAACAAUACUGUAACGCCCACUACAGGUUCUUUGGUAACAGGAGACAGUGGGACUGUCGUGGUGCCUCUCAUCUGGAGGAUCUCCACCAGCGUCUCAGUGAAAUCAUGAUCCGGAGGCUGAAGGUCCAGGUCCUCCCCCAGCUACCCCCCAAAAUACGCCAGCGCAUCCCCUUCGACCUGCCCAAAGACGCUGCCAAGGAAGCGAGCGGCAGCUUGGAGGAGUGGGAGCGCCUGAUGAGGACGAUGGGUUCGGGGGUCUCUGCCACAGACAACCCCUUCACUGAAGUCAUGGGGCUCGUGACACGCAUGUACAAACAGACCGCCAUCGCUAAGGCCGGAGCAGUGAAAGACUACAUAAAGAUGCUGCUGGAGACUGAGAAGUUAAAGUUCCUGGUGUUCGCUCAUCACCUGACCAUGCUACAGGCAUGUACCGAGGCUGUCAUCGAAGCCAAGGUCAAUUACAUCCGUAUCGAUGGCAGUGUUCCGUCCUCAGAGCGUAUCCACCUGGUUCACCAGUUCCAGAAUGACCCUGAGACGCGCGUGGCCGUCCUCAGCAUACAGGCUGCUGGGCAGGGCCUGACGUUCACAGCGGCCACUCACGUGGUGUUUGCUGAGCUGUACUGGAACCCUGGCCAUGUGAAGCAGGCUGAGGACCGGGCGCACCGCAUCGGACAGACCGCCUCCGUCCAUGUGCACUACCUCAUUGCCAAGGGAACCUUUGACACCGUCAUGUGGGCCAUGCUCAACAGGAAGGAAACGGUAACUGGCACUACUCUGAACGGUAAGAAGGGGUACUUAAAGGCAGAGUUGGGGGAUAAGGACAAAUGGGACUUCCUGAAUUUCGCCGAGGCGUGGACACCAAGCGAGACGACCCUGGCAGCAGGAGGAGUGGUUGACAAUGACAAAGAUCCUGUGUUCUUUAACCAUUUUGAGAAGGACAAACAGCACGACAUCCGUUCGUUCUUCUUCUCUCCGGACGCGGCUAAAGAGAAGAAGAGGAAGAGAACAGAGGGUGAGGUUUGCCUAUCCCCCGUUACCCCCUCAGAGAAGGAGGGUUCUAUAGACGUGGAGAACCCAGAGAACGACAAGGAGAAAAACUACAACUCCCAAGAUCCCCCUGACCUCCAGGACCAAGACUUCUCGCCCCAGGUGAAGAGGCUGCGUCUGCCCACCUCCACCCCCAGCGCUACCCACAGCCCCAGGUCUCGUCUUGGGGGGAAGAGGAGGUCCCUCCAUGGGGGCAGAGACACCAGCAGCAGCCCCCUGGCCUCUCUGUUUACCCCCCGUCGGCUCUCUGAGAAAGGGACCCCGAAACCAAGGCUGAGCCCCAGACCAGGACCACCAGAUCAGGGGAAGGGAGAUGAGUGGAGCUGUGGGGCCUGUACUUACUCCAACAGCAUCCUGCUCCUUUACUGUGAGAUGUGUGAGUCCCCACUCCACAGGCCCAGCACUGCUCCAGAUACACAGUCUACAGGUUCACCUGCUGUGUCCCCAGGCUCCAGGCCUGAUCAGUCCACCCCUAGAGAACACCCCUGGAUCCUCCACUCUGAGUUGGACAGCGAGCAGGAGGACCCCCCCUGUCCUGGUCCUGCCUCUCCCGGGACAACUGAACCACAAACAGACGGUCAACAGAAAGGGCAGGAGGAGGAGAGACAGACAGACGGUCAACAGAGAGGGCAGGAGGAGGAGAGACAGACAGACGGUCAACAGAGAGGGCAGGAGGAGGAGAGACAGACAGACGGUCAACAGAGACAACAGAGAGGGCAGGAGGAGGAGAGACAGACAGACGGUCAACAGAGAGGGCAGGAGGAGGAGAGACAGACAGACGGUCAACAGAGAGGGCAGGAGGAGGAGAGACAGACAGACGGUCAACAGAGAGGGCAGGAGGAGGAGAGACAGACAGACGGUCAACAGAGAGGGCAGGAGGAGGAGAGACAGACAGACGGUCAACAGAGAGAGCAGGAGGAGGAGAAGCUCAAAGGCAAACAAUCACCAGGAGAGAACCAGUCAGCCCCUCAUGAGCACACUGAUGCCCAGACAGACAGUGUAUCUAGUCCUGCUGAUGGUGUUGACACUACGGCCAGUCUCCCCCUGUACCCCAACAUGAAGUUCUGCGCCAGCAAGAACACUGAGCGUAUCUACCUUUACUCCCAGGAGGACAGUCCACUGCACUGGAACUUCCUUCCUCUGGACAUUCAACUGGACAACUGGGAGGACCUGCCUGAAGCCUUCAGACGCAGAGAGAACAGGGCACAGAUAUUGAGGUUUGUCCAGCAGUGGAGCACUCUGACAGCCAUGAAGCAGAGACUGAUCCGCCGCAGUGGUCUCCUGUUCUGCAGCCCAGUCCUGGUCCUGGACCAACUGACCAGCACCCAGCGCAAACACAGCAGCACCAAGAGGUAUCUAACCAAAGAAGAUGUGUCCCAGGCCUCUCUCAGUAAGGCCCAGUGUGAUGGAGGAACUGUCCGCAUGGUCCACAAGGAGAUGUUCUUCACCAAGAGGAGAACCACCUCUAUGUCACGACCCAACACCUCUGCCUCCGUCCCAGAGAAACCAUCUGAGGUGCACCCAGAGCCUCCUGUUGGUGCUCCUGAGGGCCCGUCAGAGGCUGAAGCUGGGUACCUGCAGGUGCUGGACGGUGAGGGUCGACCCUUGUGUCUGUCCUGCCACAAGGCCUGUGGGUCCACCGGAGGAGCCUGGGACACCUGCUUCUGUAGCCAGACAUGUCAGGAGGAGUUCCAGCUACGCUCCAGCCAGGCCUACAUGCGUGCCCGGGUACUGCAGACUGAGCAGGGGGUGUGUCAGAGCUGCGGCCUGCAAGCCCACCAGCUGUACCUGAAGGUCCGCGACGCCCCGCCCACACACAGGAAGGAGAUGCUAGAGAACACCUGGCUGGCCCAGCUGUCACUCAAACAGCUGAAUGAGAUGAUUCGUGCCCCUGUGGAGGGUCAGUUCUGGCAGGUGGACCACAUCCGACCCGUCUACAGUGGGGGAGGACAGUGUUCCCUGGACAACCUACAGACACUCUGCACCGUCUGCCACAGAACCAGGACAGCUCAGCAAGCCAAAGACAGAAGCCAGAUGAAGAAAGGACUGGCAGCCUCCAAGGUGGCUUCAGACAUCACUCGCUUCUUCAUAAAGAAAUGAAAAUUAAAUGAAAUGUUUUCCUCAUCCAAGGAAGGAGGGAAAGUUGGAGGAGUACUGAGUGACAUAGGAAGGAUGCUUCUUGAGUGUGUUGUCAUCUCUGUGAAGAAGGCUACAUGUCACAGUGGGUUCUCAAUGCUGCCACUACUGUCCAUGUUAUGGAUUCACCAGCAAUCCAAUGCAAUGUAGAGGAACAUAGCCUCCUUCCUUUAAUUUCAUCAUGUUCAAGUUGGAUCGUUGAGAUUGUUGGUGUGAAGACUGUUCUUUCAGGGUGGUUUUUGUUGAGUUACCUGAAUAGAUUUAACUAAACAAUGCUGCCUGUAUCAAAUGCAAAUGUUCCAAAUGUGCAGCUACGCUCCUUCCCAUGUUGUCCCCGAACCGUCAGCAGUGAGCCUGGGUUGAUUUAUAACAGGCUUAUCUAGCUCAGAUACAGGCUGAACUGAACCAAGCUGGGCAGGCUGCUGCCUGUUUCAAUUGCCAGCCUGCCUGCCUGCCUGCCGAGCGCUCGCUGCUAUUUUAGGUUGUGCAAACUUGGUAGAAAAACCCUGAUAUGUGUGAUGCUCUAGUUUACAUCUUGACAGGAUAUCACAAGCAAGUGUUGUCCUUCAUGUCCUCUACAUGUAGUCUAGUUGGUAGUGUCUUUAUGUCCUCUACAUGUAGUCUAGUUGGUAGUGUCUUUAUCUUCUCUACAUGUAGUCUAGUUGGUAGUGUCUUUAUCUUCUCUACAUGUAGUCUAGUUGAUAGUGUCUUUAUGUCCUCUACAUGUAGUCUAGUUGGUAGUGUCUU